Molecule: messenger RNA, 1115 nt
Organism: Osmerus eperlanus (European smelt)
Lineage: Eukaryota; Metazoa; Chordata; Actinopteri; Osmeriformes; Osmeridae
Product: interferon-induced protein 44-like
Exons: 8
Coding region: 194-934 (246 amino acids)
Biological process (GO): immune response
Source: RefSeq, a predicted model, not a curated record
AACCGUUGAGUGGAUUUUUCAAUAUACAUAAUUCUAGUGUAAAUGUGAUGAUUCACUCUGUAUCACAUUGACUGGAAAUGAAAGUGAAAGUAUCAAUAUCAUGAAGGUGAAAGUUACUAACGCAGUUGAUUCCUAGCAGAAUUACAACCAUAACCGUCUUGGUUUGGAGGCAGACAGAGACGAGAAGAAUAAAAUGGGUAAUUCAGUGUGGAGACAAGGUCCAGACUGGAGCGAAAGAGAUGCGAUGAAAACAAAACUAACGAAAAUGGAGCCAAUAGGUGUGGACAACUUUAACAUUAUGUUAUAUGGACCAAUCGCUGCAGGGAAGUCCAGCUUCAUCGACUCAGUCAAAAGUGUCUUUGUUGAUCAUGUUGCUGUCAAUGUGUUGGCACAGGCUCACACUGACCACAGCUGCACCCAAACAUACUCGGGACACCGCAUUGAACAUAAAGGUUCAGCUUUGCCUUUAGUGAUCUAUGAUGUCAUGGGCAUAGAAGAUUCCAUGGCUUCAAAAGGGAUGCACAGUGACGACAUUGUUAAUGCUCUCAAGGGACACGUCCGUAAUGGUUAUGAGGUAACAGUUCAUGUAUUUCUCCCAACACCACCACUACAAAAGAUGAGAGAUAUCAGGAAGCAAGCUAACAAACUUGGCAUUCCUCAAAUUGUGAUUCUGACCAUGCCAGAUCUGGCUUGUCCAUAUGUGGCAAAUGAUCUAAAAUACAUCUUCUCAAGCAAAGAAAUUAAAACAAAGGUGGAUCAUUGCAGCAAUGAACUGGGUGCCCCAUUGAACUGCAUCUUUCCAGUGAAGAACUACCAUUCAGAGACAAAACUGGACAAUGAAAUUGAUGUACUUGUGUUGGAUGCGUUGAUACAUAUUGUGCAGGCAGCUAAAGACCAUCUCUGGUCCCUCCAACAUUCAGGUCAGGCAGAUUGAGAGGCUUUAAGCCUACACACCUUAAAAAGAUAAUGCCAGUCAGUCUUUCCAAACUUACAGUCAUUGAUUGAAGUAGUUAUUAAGUGAACAAAGCAUUAACCAGUUGCAGUUUUGGUCUGUUGCUCAUACAAUACAUAACAUAUGACCUACCAAAUAAAAUGUAGCUUUAUAUUCACUAUGA